This is a messenger RNA of Hibiscus syriacus, 1949 nucleotides long. Its product is annotated as protein IQ-DOMAIN 14-like. NCBI's taxonomy places the organism in Eukaryota, Viridiplantae, Streptophyta, Magnoliopsida, Malvales, Malvaceae. The record is from RefSeq and is a predicted model, not a curated record. The coding region runs from base 227 to 1825 and encodes 532 amino acids. Gene Ontology annotation, molecular function: protein binding. The transcript has 6 exons.
AAAUAGAUCCCCACUAAAUGUUUUAGAUAAAAAGGCUAGGAAUAAGAAAGGUUAACAGGAACAACUAUGUUGUCCAGGGUCUACAUGAAGGCUAGAGAGACGAAAAAAGAGAGGAUCUUUCUAUUUUUCUAGCUUCUUAUAGCUCAGCUUUUUGAAGGGUUUUUUUUGCAGGAUUUGGAAUUUGGAGCUCUUCUUCAAUAAAGACCAAACCAGUAAUGCUGGGAGUAUGGGGAAGAAAGGAAGUUGGUUUUCUGCAAUUAAAAGGGUUCUCAUACCACACUCCAAGGAAAAGCUAAGCAAUGGAUCGGAUAAAACGAGUGGUAAAGAAAAGAAGAAGAAAGACCUAGGAAAAUUAAGAUAUGGGGACACCAAUUCCUUUAUUCGCCUCUUCAGAGAGCCCAGCAGUGUUGAGAAAAUUCUUGGUGAGGCUGAAAGAGAGCAGAGAAUAGUAUUCAGGCCUCCGGCACUCCCGGAGCAGCCGGCGACACUGCCUUUCGUUCCUCAUCGAGCUGCUGCUCCAAGUAGUUCUUCUCAUAGGAUUGCUUCCCCGAGGUCUGCUUCUCUGCCGCGAAUCGCUUCCCCUUCACAAGCUCCUUCUCCACCACGAACCGCCUCUCCGAAAGCUGCUCCGCCAACAGUUAUCCGUCCUCGACUGGAACCAACUUCAAGGAACAAUCAUGCUUCAGCUACAAAAGUUCAAGCGGCCUAUAGAGGUUACAUGGCAAGGAGAAGUUUUCGAGCUUGGAAAGGCCUUGUGAGGCUUCAAGGAGUUGUGAGAGGUCAGAAUGUGAAACGCCAAACUACUACUGCGAUGAAGCAUAUGCAGCUUCUGGUUCGAGUUCAGUCUCGGAUUCAGUCUAGCCGGAUCCAGAUGUUAGAAAACCAAGCACGACAACAGGCUCGGUUUAAGAACGAUAAAGAAGUGGGAAGUACCUUGGGUAAAUCAACCUUCAUUCAGGCGUUUGUUGCAGGCAACGAAGACUGGGAUGAUAGCUUGCUAACGAAGGAAGAAAUCGAGGCAAGAAUGCAGAGAAAGGUAGAGGCCGUCGUCAAGAGAGAAAGAGCCAUUCCCUAUGCAUAUUCCCAUCAGCUAUGGAAAGCUACUCCGAAUUCGGGUCACGCGGGUGCAUCAAACAUUCGAACUCGCGGACCAUGGUGGUGGAACUGGUUAGAACGUCAGCUGGCUUCUAGCAAUGCUCCUGCAGAAGGCCAUGGCAUGAAGGAUUUCCGACUUACACCAACAAGGCCAAAUUCUGAAUUGAAGCCUAGUCCAAAACUGCCAUUGGGCAACAAGAAACAUCAGUUUAUACUCGACGAUAUGGACACUCCGACACCGCAAUCUAAGAGAUUAACCACGCUUCCAAUUACACGACCUAUGCAAACUCCACCUAGUGGAAUCCUGGAAGGAAGAAGUUCAGCAUUGUCGAAAUAUUCAAGACCGAGAGCUAACGGAGGGGAUUCAUCGUUUGACUUGCUCUUGAAGGAUGAUGACAGUCUCACUAACUGCCCGCCAUUCUCGGUUCCGAAUUACAUGACACCAACAGUUUCGGCCAAAGCCAAAGCAAGAGGCAACAGCAACUCGAAGGAUAUCUUUACGGGGACGCCAGAAAGUGAGACGUCGAAGAGGAGGCUUUCGUUCCCUUUGACACAAGGGAUGGGAUCAUUCAAAUGUAGCAAAGGGUCUUUGUUUCCAGGCAUGGAUUCAAGCACUCAAAGGGGUUUAGAUAAGAACCGAUCACUUCAAUCCAUAGGCAAUUUGAGUGUGGAUUCAACCGUUUCAAUGCCUGCAGCGGUUGGAAGAAGGCCAUUUAACCGAUUUGUUUGAUCUUUUUUUUAACCUUUGAUUACUUCAUUUUGGUGUUUAUCUUGUGUGCAUGGUGUCAUGGUGAGUUGCAAAAUUUACUGAUUGUAAGAUAAAUGAUAAUGAUAAUAAUAUCUGCAUGGAUUAA